Microthlaspi erraticum is the source of this 2007-nucleotide messenger RNA. The record is from the annotation of a GenBank genome assembly. Lineage: Eukaryota; Viridiplantae; Streptophyta; Magnoliopsida; Brassicales; Brassicaceae.
AUGAAACAGAGGAGGAGUUUCUUUUCAUUCCUCUUCUGUUUCGUCCUCGUGAGCUUCUUCGGUGUUUCCUCUGUGUCAGCACAAACAUGCAAACAAAGCCGUUAUUAUUUCACACCGAACGAUACAUACGACGCAAACCGCCGUCUAAUCCUCUCUUCUCUUCCUUCCAAGACCGCUUCUCAAGAUGGCUUCUACUACGGAUCUCUCGGACAAGAGCCUAACCGUGUCUUCGCAGCAGGGAUGUGCGUCCCGCGAGCAGAAGCAAACGAUUGUUCUGCUUGUAUCAAGGGUGCUUUAUACUGGUUAAUACAAGACUGUACUAACCAGACAGAAGCGUAUUAUUGGGCACUUGAUCCAACGAAUUGCCUUGUCCGCUACUCAAACAUUUCUUUCUCAGGAUCUUCAGCUUUCUGGGAUAUUACGCCGAGAUAUCUUGUCUUUCACACUGCAUAUAUCAGCACAAAUCUAACAGAGUUCAAGAUUAUAUUUUAUGGUACAAUUGAUCGUAUGAUUUCAGAAGCCUCCAAAGCAAGAAACACAUCAUCGUCCAGUGAUAACUAUUACACAACUGAUUAUGCGAUCUUGAAAGAUUUCCAUACGAUAUACGCAUUGAUGCAAUGCACGCCAGAUAUUUCUCCUAGUGAUUGUGAGAGCUGUCAGCGACAUAGCGUCAUUGACUACCAGAGAGACUAUGGGAACAAGACAGGAGGUUAUGUUAUGCGGCCAAUCUGCUUUUUCCGGUGGCAAGAUUUUAUAUUCUCUAAGGCUUUUGGUAAAAUGACGUUGGCUCCUCCUCCUACUUCUCGUCCUCCUCCGGUGCAACGUCAAUCUCCUUCUUCAGGUGACCGGGCCAAGAAAACAGACACAAAUAGUAGAAAAUUCUCAGUGGGAUCAAUAGUAGCUCUUGCUGUUCUUGCUUUAGUCGCCCUCAUCAUCAUCGUAGGGGUGCUUGCCUGGAGAAUUGAGGUAUUCUGCUGGAGGAGAAGACCGUAUACAGAAGUUGAACUAAAUCAAACUGGUAUUACAACUGUAAGAAUUCGGAAAUACAGCUUCGAGAUGAUCAAAGCUGCAACAAAUACAUUUUCAGAAAGCAACAAACUAGGCCGUGGUGGAUUCGGUGAAGUUUACAAGGGUGUGUUACCUGAUAAAACGGAAGUUGCAGUGAAGAGGUUGUUUAAAAGAUCAAGACAAGGUGAGAAAGAGUUCAAGAAUGAGGUUGUUGUUGUUGCCAAACUUCAACAUAACAACCUUGUUAGAAUUCUAGGGUUUUCUGUCGAAGGAGAUGAAAAGAUACUUGUCUACGAGUUUGUGCCCAACAAGAGUCUCGACUUCUUCCUCUUUGACCCUACAAAUCAAGGGCAGUUGGAUUGGACAACACGGUACAAAAUCAUUGGAGGAAUUGGUAGAGGGAUUCUAUAUCUUCAUCAAGAUUCACCGCUCAAAGUCAUACACCGUGACCUAAAAGUAGAUAACAUACUCUUGGAAGAUGAUAUGAACCCCAAGAUUGCUGACUUUGGGAUGGCAAAGAUCUGUGGGAUGGACCUAACUUCAGAGAACACAAGCAGAAUAGCUGGAACAGAGGGUUACAUGGCCCCAGAAUACAUGGAACUCGGCCAGUUCUCAAUCAAAUCUGAUGUGUAUAGCUUCGGAGUCUUAGUUCUUGAGACUAUUUGUGGCAGGAGAAACAGAAGCUUCCUCCCUUCGGGUCUUAAUUUGGUCACAUACGCUUGGAGGUUGUGGAGAAAUGGGGCACCAUUGGAGCUCUUGGACACAACUAUAGCAGAUAGUUAUCCGAGAGGAGAAGUGACAAGAUGCCUCCACAUUGCGCUCCUAUGUGUUCAGAAAGAUUCAGCAGAUCGUCCAGACAUGUGGACUAUCAUGUCGUGGCUCACUAACAACACAAUCAGUUUACCUGUUCCUAAAACACCUGGAUUUUUCAUCCCAAAUACUACGCCCUAUCAAUCUACGUUGAGGUCCAAUUCCCAUUUUAUCAAUGACAGAACUUGA